Colletotrichum costaricense is the source of this 690-nucleotide messenger RNA. RefSeq lists its product as uncharacterized. Lineage: Eukaryota; Fungi; Ascomycota; Sordariomycetes; Glomerellales; Glomerellaceae. The record is from RefSeq and is a predicted model, not a curated record. The transcript has 2 exons. Bases 1 to 690 code for a protein of 229 amino acids.
AUGCCUAACUAUGAUGAGUUUGUGAUGGAACCAUUCUACUUUCCUGAGUUUCUUCAGGCUGACGACCAAGAUGAGGUCGCCGAAAAUCGAGGCGCUUACCGCAAUACGACAAAUUGGUGUCUAUUUGGUGAGAUCGUGAGAAUCGAGCUCUUUACCCGCUUAGUCCUCUUCUGCCGCGACAAACGCGACUUUGCGUUCCUCGUCGCUUUCUAUCCAGAUGGAAAUGCGCAGGUCGAUCCUCGCCCAUACAAGAUUGGGCAUACUGUUGCAGUCUUGAAUACCACUACCAAGAGAUUCUUGGAUGGAAGGGAGGGAGUUCGCGUGGAGAAGCUGGAGACUUGUCGGGCCUUUCCCUUGAAACUGGCAGACCUUUACCAGAUGAACACAGAGCUUGUCAAGUACACUGGAGGAAUUGACGAGCAAAGUGGCACUCGUCCGUGUCAGGCCUGUGGCAAGGAAGCACAGGAGCGCAAGAAGUGUGGCGGCUGUGGUUACUACCACUAUUGUGAUACGGUACGUUACUGUCGAGGUGCGAUUUUGAACGUGAAUGCUGACGAGCUGCAGGCGUGCCAAAAGAAGGCCUGGGAGGGCAAGAACCACAAGAAGGAAUGCAAGGUCCUCAAGAAUCCCAAUAUGAGAAUGCUGCUGAAUCUCAAAGCCGCCACCCAAGCUCUCCGAUUCACAGAUUGA